Xenopus tropicalis (tropical clawed frog) is the source of this 1467-nucleotide messenger RNA. It is a transcript of the gene tagln, whose product is annotated as transgelin. Gene Ontology annotation, molecular function: actin binding. Gene Ontology annotation, cellular component: cytoplasm. NCBI's taxonomy places the organism in Eukaryota, Metazoa, Chordata, Amphibia, Anura, Pipidae. The transcript is spliced from 5 exons. The record is from RefSeq and is marked provisional. The coding region runs from base 33 to 638 and encodes 201 amino acids.
CCAUCUUCCAGUGACUUGCUGUGCCAGCAGCUAUGGCUAAUAAAGGUCCUUCAUAUGGAAUGAGCCGUGAGGUUCAAUCUCGUAUUGAGAAGAAGUAUGAUGAGGAACUAGAGCAGCGUCUAGUGCAGUGGAUCUGUAUUCAGUGCGGUGAUGAUGUAGGAACACCAGAACAAGGAAGGCUAGGCUUUCAACAAUGGCUGAAGAAUGGCCUGGUUCUUUCAAAGCUGAUAAACAGUCUGUACCCAAAGGGAUCCCAGCCAGUGAAGAUCCCUGAUCCCCCUCCCAGCAUGGUGUUUAAGCAGAUGGAACAAGUGGCUCAGUUCCUGAGGGCAUCUGAAGAUUAUGGGGUGGUUAAAACAGACAUGUUCCAGACUGUAGACCUGUAUGAAGGAAAGGACAUGGCGGCUGUGCAAAGAACAAUUGUGGCACUUGGAAGCAUUGCUGUUACAAAGAAUGAUGGCCAAUACAAAGGGGACCCAUCUUGGUUUAUGAAGAAAGCCCAGGAACACAAACGGGACUUCUCUGAUGAGAAACUGAAGGAAGGAAAGAAUAUCAUUGGCUUGCAGAUGGGUAGCAACCAAGGCGCCACCCAGUCUGGGAUGACAGGAUAUGGUCGCCCAAGACAAAUUAUCAGCUAAAAAAAAAAAUUGGCAUAAUUAACAACUAUAACCUCUUUGCUGCCAAAAAUACAAAUUCUACACCUAGAAGCAAAGAGGUUAAUGCAUACAGUAAUACAUAUAAGGCCUCACCAUGUACCUAAUCAGAAUGAAAAAUAAUCCAAGUUCUCCAGUAACAGGUAUUAGGCUGGGGCUUUGAAGGGUUUAAUCUGUCAGGUCACCUUGAAAAACUGUAUGCAAAAACUGUCUACAAAAUGUUUAGUACAUUAGUUUUUAAACCUCUUUGGGGACUUACCAAUAGUGGAUAUGCAGAAUUCACACCAUCCAACUUCCUUUGUGGAUACAUUGAAACCAUGCAACUGUUGCUGGGUCCCUGAGGGUUUGAAGACACAUAAUUCAGUAGGUAGUAUUGCAAGCUUACAAUAGAAGCUACCAAGCUGGCUACUUCAGACCCCGAGGAAUCAACAGCUGGCUGGCUGUGGAACUGUUUUUAUGAGUUAUACAGCCAUAGGCAUGGCCCUGAGAAUAGAGCACAUCAAGACAAAGUCACAUACACAGACAGCCAGCUCACUAACAAAUCUAUUGCAGGUAGGGUUGGCACCUGGCUGGUAUUUUACAGACCUGGCCAGUAAAAAUAGGCCAAUGUUAUUAAUAGGGAAAAAUAAUAAAAAUAUUGGAAUUGGUAUUUUUUUCCAGAAAAGGUGACAACCCUAAUUGCAAGUGAAGUUCUGUUGACUACACAUAUUCAUUUACUUAAGCCUUGCAGUGCUGUCUACUUUUCUACUGACUGGCUUUGAUUUCAUCUUCUCUGCAUAAUUUAAUAAAUGAAUUUGUUUUGUAAUUGCAAAAA